Molecule: messenger RNA, 2750 nt
Organism: Bufo bufo (common toad)
Lineage: Eukaryota; Metazoa; Chordata; Amphibia; Anura; Bufonidae
Gene: PPEF2
Product: protein phosphatase with EF-hand domain 2
Exons: 19
Coding region: 182-2467 (761 amino acids)
Biological process (GO): negative regulation of MAPK cascade; detection of stimulus involved in sensory perception
Cellular component (GO): cytosol; nucleus
Molecular function (GO): protein serine/threonine phosphatase activity; iron ion binding; manganese ion binding
Source: RefSeq, a predicted model, not a curated record
AGAACAUUAAUUAUGAUUUUUUCAGGGUCAUAUUGGAUUUAUCAUUUCCAGUUUUAUAGAUGUCAUUAUGUAGGACUCGAUUAUCUGGAGAAAAGAGCUGUGUUGUAUAAAGCAUAAAGAAAGAAUGCAUUAAUCAUAUACUACAAAAAUAAGUGAGUAAUUGCCUGCCAAACUGUUCAUCAUGGGAUGUGGGACAUCCUCGACCACCAGCAAUCACUCCAUGCGCAAGUCUAGAAAAGCUCACUCUCUCACACAAGCAGGUUCAGUGGCACCAGCUGGAACAGCUUUCAAAUCAGCAGUGUUAAUACAACGGUGGUACCGCCGCUAUGUUGCCCAGUUGGAAGUAAGGAGGAGGUGCACCUGGAGUAUCUUCCAAUCAAUAGAAUACACAGGAGAGCAGGACCAAAUCAAGCUUUAUGACUUUUUCAAUUUCCUAAUGGACCACUUUGCUCCAGACAACAGCAAGGAAAGGAAUUUCAUCUGCCGUAUGUUCACUGAAGAGGAAAACCUAAAAGACACUGAGCUAGAGAAAUACUGUGACUAUGAAUCCAUUGAGGUGCCAGUGUCUUACACAGGUCCUCGACUGACAUUUCCUUUAAAGCCUAGCCAUGCAGCAGCCUUAGUGGAAGCAUUCAAACAGAAGCAACAGCUCCAUGCACAUUAUGUGUUACAUCUUUUACAUGAGACAAGGAAACAUCUCAAACUGCUGCCAAAUAUAAAACACGUCACAACCAGUUACAGCAAGGAGAUCACCAUAUGUGGAGACCUGCAUGGCAGACUGGAUGAUUUGUUCCUGAUAUUUUACAAGAAUGGUCUUCCAUCACCAGAGAAGCCUUACAUAUUCAAUGGGGACUUUGUAGACCGAGGAAAGCAGUCUAUAGAGAUCUUGAUGAUCCUUUUUGCAUUCUUACUGGUUUACCCCAAGGUUGUCCAUUUGAACAGAGGAAAUCAUGAAGACUAUAUGGUUAAUUUAAGGUAUGGGUUCACAAAGGAAAUAAUGAAAAAAUACAAGGUUCAUGGGAAGAAAAUCCUGAAAAUGCUACAAAAUGUUUUUGGCUGGCUUCCAUUAGCAACAAUUAUAGACCAAAAAAUACUGAUUACACAUGGAGGACUGUCCGAUUCUACAGACCUAGAGAUUUUAUCAAAGCUUGAACGACACAAGUUUGCAUCUACCUUACGGCCUCGAAAAAAGAAAGAAAAUGCUAACAAGACAGAGAAGAUAGAGGACAAGCCAGGUCAGGAAACAUAUACAAAUGGAGACAACAUCUUAUCAGUAGGGACAACUUGGCUCCCUCAACCAAGAAGUGGUUCAUUCUCAUGCAGUGCCACUCCAAGCCUUCUGCCUGCCUAUAAGGGCAAAAGAUCUGCUAGCAGCCCAACCACCAUAUCAGUUGACAAAAAGGAGAUUUCCAAACGAGUGCGGGAAGCUGUAGAUAAAGAGCUGGUAAAAUGCCGCAGACAAGUGGGUUUCACAGAGACCUAUUUAGAGCCUAUUAGUCCAUCAUCUGUGUCCGAGUCUGAAUCUGAUCCUGGAGAAACACAGGAAUAUGACAUGAAUAAUGAAGAAAGGAAGCAGAUUGUUGACAUUCUUUGGAGUGAUCCCAUGGCCCAAGAAGGGUGUAAAUCAAACAAUGUUCGAGGUGGGGGGUGCUACUUUGGUCCAGACGUCACAGAAAAGAUUCUUCGAAAACAUGGGCUGCAAAUGUUAAUCAGGUCUCAUGAGUGUAAGCAGGAAGGAUAUGAGUUUUGUCACAAUGGAAAGGUGCUGACAAUAUUUUCAGCUUCAAAUUAUUAUGAAGUGGGAAGUAAUAAAGGGGCAUAUGUAAAGUUGGGUCCAGAUCUGGUUCCUCAUUUUGUGCAGUACCAAGCUAACAAAACUACAAACACCCUAACCUUGAGGCAAAGAGUGAGUACAGUGGAAGCAUCUGCACUGAGGGCCUUAAGGGAAAAGCUGUUUGCUCAUAAGUCAGAUCUCAUCUAUGAAUUCAAAAGAUAUGACACAAAUAAGUCUGGAAAUAUCACAUUAAAUGACUGGGCAACUGCACUGGAGUCUGUCCUGAAUCUAGGCCUGCCCUGGAGAAUGCUCAGGCCACAACUUGUCCGAAAUGCUACAGAUGGACUGUUGAGAUACAGAGAGUGGUUUGAUGAGCUUGCUGUGUGCCAACCAAUCAAAGAGAAUUUACAUUCAAGUCUUCUGGAAGCUCUCUAUAGAAAUAGAUCAGACUUGGAAACAAUAUUUCGAAUUAUUGAUAGUGAUAGCUCAGGACUAAUUUCAUUUGAGGAAUUCAAACACACAUGGAAGCUGCUAAGUUCUCACCUCAAUAUAGAGGUCAGUGAUGAAGCUAUCUGUAACCUGGCUAAGAGCAUGGACUUCAAUAAGGAUGGUAAUAUAGACAUCAAUGAGUUCCUGGAAGCUUUCCGUUUGGCUGACAGACCACAUAUUGAGGACAGAGAAUCCGAUUUUUGAUGGAUACCAGACAUACUGGAGAGACAAAUACCUGCUGAGCGGUGACAAGUACAACAGAUAAUUCCCUACUCAUUUAUACUAUUGAGACUGUGACAAUUUUAUGAGGCAUCCCUCUUGUGUUAGGUUCUUAACUUUGGAUAUGAGAAGAGAGCCUCACAGUAUUAUGCCAUUUUAGAAAUAUGUAAAUGCAUGUGUUUCUACCUGUUUAUCAAGGGCGGACCGGAAACUUAAAGUGGCCCUGUUUUGUAGUUGGGUCCAAAUAGAUGGAAGGCAGGGCCAGCAA